CUAUCGUUGGUGAUGAAAAGUUUGGAGUUCGAUUUGCAUGCAGCCACUGCCGCCGAUGAUUUCUCAGCAUUCGGAUGUGAAUUAUUCUCAUCGCCAGCCCCAUCGUGCAACGAUGAUUCGGAAAUGUGUUGCAGCAGCAGCAGUACCACUGAAGAGCAGCAGCAGCAGCAAACGCUUGCAGAAAGUACAGGGCAGCAGAGCAGCAGUAGUAGUUGCGAUAGUGGGAUAAGUUGGUUUUUUCCGGAUCUGCAUCGCUCGAACACGGAUCCAGGAGAAUUUGCUGCGUAUGUGGAUGAUCCCGUUUCGAAUUCGGAUUAUCCUCCUCCUCCUGAUUCAGGCCCCGCUCCUGACCCAGGUUGUUUGGCUCCGAAUGAGCAGCAGCAGCAGCAAACGCUUGCAGAAAGUACAGGGCAGCAGAGCAGCAGUAGUAGUUGCGAUAGUGGGAUAAGUUGGUUUUUUCCGGAUUUGCAUCGCUCGAACACGGAUCCAGGACAAUUUGCUGCGUGUGUGGAUGAUCCCGUUUCGAAUUCGGAUUGUCCCCAUCCUCGUGAUUCAGGCCUCGCUCCUGACCCAGGCUGUUUGGCUCCGAAUAUUGUCACCAGUGGUGGCGGUGGCGGCGGUUGCGCCAGUGCCAACAACAAUUCCGCUCAGCCGAUUUUAUGCAUUUUAACAUCGCCAGCUAUGCCUACAGCAAUACCUCCCACUGUGCACUGUGGGAUUGGCGAUGGCCAACAUACUACUACAGGCAUGUCGACGAGAAAUGAUUAUCAGGAACUGGAUCGUAAGAAGGAAGAUAGGAAAAUGCGAAAUCGAUAUUUCGCACAAAUUUCACGUAUCCGAAAGAAAAAGGUGAAUGAGACCCUAAGGGCGAGUAGCACGAAGCAAAUCGCUACACAUCAUUUCGGGACAUCAAGGGCCACAAUUGCUGGUGCUGCUUGCUUCUUCGCCCUAAUUUCACUCUCUUUCUUCAGUAGCAGGUAG
Gongylonema pulchrum is the source of this 981-nucleotide messenger RNA. The record is from the annotation of a GenBank genome assembly. NCBI's taxonomy places the organism in Eukaryota, Metazoa, Nematoda, Chromadorea, Rhabditida, Gongylonematidae.